CGGGCGGUCGGGCGGGCGGACCAGCAGGAGGUGCAGCUCCGGGAGGGCGCAGCUCAGCCCCACCGCCCGCCCUGUGCUCCCGGGCGCAGCCACGCGGGCUCACCGCAGACAGCCCAGAUGCAGAGACCUUGUGACAUGAAAACUGAUGGUUUGAGAGAACUGACUUGAGCACCUGAAUGGACUGGAGAGACUCCAGCCCCCAGUGUUGAGAGGAAGGGAAAGUCCUACGGGCCUCUGGCUCGGCUCCUUGAGUGCCCCCACAUCCCCUGCCCCAGGAAGCAGCCAGCUGCAAAUCUGCUGAUACCCUCCUCUGCUCUCUCCGGCAGACCCCUUUGCCAUGAACCAGCCUGCCCCCGCUGCCCUUCCUCCACCCCGCCGCGUGCGGCUGAAGCCCUGGCUGGUGGCCCAAGUGAACAGCUGCCAGUACCCGGGGCUUCAGUGGGUCAAUGGGGAAAAGAAAUUCUUCUACAUCCCUUGGCGCCAUGCCACACGGCACGGCCCCAGCCAGGAUGGAGAUAACACCAUCUUCAAGGCCUGGGCCAAGGAGACCGGGAAGUACACGGAGGGCGUGGAUGAGGCCGAUCCGGCCAAGUGGAAGGCCAACCUGCGCUGUGCCCUUAACAAGAGCCGUGACUUUCGCCUCAUCUAUGACGGGCCCCGGGACAUGCCGCCUCAGCCCUACAAGAUCUACGAGGUCUGCUCCAAUGGCCCCACUCCUGCAGAGGCACAGCCCAGCGAGGAUUACACUGUUCAUGCAGGAGAGGAGGAGGAGGAGGAAGAGGAAGAGCUCCAGAGGAUGUUACCAAGCCUGAGCCUCACAGAAGCAGUGCAGCCUGGCCCCGCCAUGGCACCCUAUUCAUUACCCAAAGAGGAUGUCAAGUGGCCACCCACUCUCCAGCCGCCUGUUGUGCUUGGUGCCCCUGCUCCAGACCCCAGCCUCCUGGGCCCUGUCCCUGGCAACCCCACUGACUUUAGGGAGCUGCUCUCUGAGGUCCUGCCGAGCACGCAGCCUGGGACCCUGGCUGCCGAUCUGCCCCCUCCAGGCGAACAACUCCUGCCCGACCUGCUGAUCAGCCCCCACAUGCUGCCUCUGACCGACUUGGAGAUCAAGUUCCAGUACCGGGGGCGGCCACCCCGGGCACUCACCAUCAGCAACCCCCACGGCUGCCGGCUCUUCUACAGCCAGCUGGAGGCCACCCAGGAGCAGGUGGAACUCUUCGGCCCUGUGAGCCUAGAGCAAGUGCGCUUCCCCAGCCCUGAGGACAUCCCCAGCGACAAGCAGCGCUUCUACACCAACCAGCUGCUGGAUGUCCUGGACCGUGGGCUCAUCCUCCAGCUGCAAGGCCAAGAUCUGUACGCCAUCCGCCUGUGCCAGUGCAAAGUGUUCUGGAGCGGUCCCUGUGCCUCAGCCCAUGGCUCGCACCCCAACCCCAUUCAGCGGGAGGUCAAGACCAAGCUCUUCAGCCUGGAGCAUUUUCUCAAUGAGCUCAUCCUAUUCCAGAAGGGCCAGACCAACACCCCACCGCCAUUUGAGAUCUUCUUCUGCUUUGGGGAGGAGUGGCCUGACCGCAAACCCCGAGAGAAGAAGCUCAUCACUGUACAGGUGGUGCCCGUAGCAGCUCGGAUGCUGCUAGAGAUGUUCUCAGGGGAGCUUUCUUGGUCAGCUGAUAGUAUCCGGCUACAGAUCUCAAACCCAGACCUCAAAGACCGCAUGGUGGAGCAGUUCAAGGAGCUCCAUCACAUCUGGCAGUCCCAGCAGCAGCUGCAGCCUGUGGCCCAAGCCCCUCCUGUGCCCGGCCUCAGUGCUGGUCAGGCUCCCUGGCCCAUGCACCCAGUCGGCAUGCAAUAAUGAGGCUGAAGAUAGUGACUGGCCCAGGCUUCCUGGGUGGCUGGGAGGACUGAUAUGUGGAGGUGCGAUGGCCCCAGAGGGCACCUGACUGGCUGCAGGGUCCUAUCUCUGGGUCUCCUGUAGGUGGAUUUGGGCCAAGAAGAAGGAAAAGAGGCCUGAGGUCCAGUUCUCCUUGCAGAAGCUGAGGGAAGCUGGAAGCCAGUUUUGCUUGAGGGCUCUGGAUGUGCCCCUCUGCUGGCUUUGGGGGAACUCAGCCAUCAGCACCAGCGACAAGAGAAGGAACUCCCCAGACCCUGGGAGCCUAGCUAUACAGAAGGAGUUGCCCCAGAGUGGCCUACUCUUGUGGUUGCCCCCAUUUCCUGUGGCAAAAGAGCCAUGUGCCUGUGGCUCAGGUCCCCCAGGCAGGUCCUCUGCAGGGCAUGGGCCUGAUUUUGGGGUUCCCUUGUUUGGGCCUCGCUUCCUCAUCGCUUAAGGUAUAAGCACUUAGGUUUACACCCGAUAUACAUAGAGCUGGCAGCUACCUCCCUUGAGAGUCCAAGAACUGGGGGUACAAAGUGGAAUUUUACAUAUUUUUCGAUUAAUAAAUGUUAAAAACAGGCA
Messenger RNA from Camelus dromedarius (Arabian camel), 2449 nucleotides. It is a transcript of the gene IRF5, whose product is annotated as interferon regulatory factor 5. The coding region runs from base 338 to 1849 and encodes 503 amino acids. Gene Ontology annotation, molecular function: DNA-binding transcription factor activity, RNA polymerase II-specific; RNA polymerase II cis-regulatory region sequence-specific DNA binding; protein binding. The record is from RefSeq and is a predicted model, not a curated record. Gene Ontology annotation, biological process: immune system process; regulation of transcription by RNA polymerase II. The transcript is spliced from 9 exons. Gene Ontology annotation, cellular component: nucleus. NCBI's taxonomy places the organism in Eukaryota, Metazoa, Chordata, Mammalia, Artiodactyla, Camelidae.